AUGGAGCCAAUGAACCUAGACCAAAUGAACCACAACAAGGGAGACAAUAACGGGACAAAUUUUAAUGUCCCCGUUGAAGACAUAAACACCAUUGACAAGGAGUUCAGCGAUUUGCAAAAGUUGAAGAUGAUGAAUGAAGGCGCAGAGAUGCAAAUGAACCAGUCGGGUGGCCUCGACUCGCACGAAAUGGAACAGGAGGAAAUAAACAACCGAUCCAUUUUUGUUGGGAAUGUGGACUAUUCUACCCAACCGGAAGAACUACAGUCCCUCUUUUCGGAGUGCGGCCUAAUAAACCGAGUGACCAUAUUGGUGAACAAGAACACGGGACACUCGAAGGGAUAUGCCUACAUCGAAUUCGCGGACGCGUCCUCCGUGCGAACGGCACUCUCCCUAUCCGAGUCCUUUUUCAAGAAAAGACAAAUUAAGGUUUGCAGCAAAAGGCGAAACAUCCCCGGAUUCAACCGACCGAGAUAUAGCCCCUUUAGAGGUCGAUCUCUGAAGACGAGCUUUGCCCCCAGGGGAAGACUCAGACAACCCAGCUUCAGACCCUUCUACCGCGGAAGAGGAUCAUACAAGAGAAUCAUCUCGAACCCCUACGACCGGGCCUGA
This is a messenger RNA of Plasmodium coatneyi, 609 nucleotides long. RefSeq lists its product as uncharacterized. Gene Ontology annotation, molecular function: RNA binding. Bases 1 to 609 code for a protein of 202 amino acids. The record is from RefSeq and is a predicted model, not a curated record. The transcript is spliced from 6 exons. Lineage: Eukaryota; Apicomplexa; Aconoidasida; Haemosporida; Plasmodiidae.